Messenger RNA from Prorocentrum cordatum, 1025 nucleotides. Lineage: Eukaryota; Dinophyceae; Prorocentrales; Prorocentraceae. The record is from the annotation of a GenBank genome assembly.
GCUGCCCCGGGGGCGCGGCGGCGGAGGCAGGCGGCAGCGGCGGCGCUGCAGCAGCCUCGGCGGCGGGUGCGGCAGCAGGGCCAGGCCGGGGCCUGCAGGAAGCUCCGCUGUCCCCGGAAGCCCGCGGGCCCUGCUUGCGAGCUGUGGGGCCUGAUGCAGGCGGCGCUGCCGCCGCCAGCGCAGAGGCGCACAACAUCAGCUUCGGGCCCGCGUUGCAGGGGGCCGCCGCCGCCGACGGCGGUCCAAAGUUCUUCUCGGGAGACCGCCCGGUGCGGGUGCUUGUGCGGCCGCGUGACCUUGCCUUGGAGCUGCCUUCUGGGCUGGCUCUCGACCUCACGGCGGCGCUGAGGGGCCCCAUCGGCUUCCUGCAGUGGGGGCUGAGCCCAUGGCAAAAGGUGAAGGAACGGGUCGACAGCGACCAGUCCCGGUUCCUGGCGGCGCUGAAGGAGGCGGCCGGGGACGCCACGACUGGCGGAGUGCCUCGCGAGCUUCGGUUGCUCGUGCUCAGCGGCCACAUCGGACCCGAGCUGCCUCGGCCAGGCUGGCUCGACCUCUCAAGCCGGGCCACGGCCAGCUUCGACUCCGAGGGGCGCUGCUGGGCGCGCUCCGCGAUCAACACGACCGGCCUCCACGGCGCGCCGCACCGCGCGCCCCCCCUCUCGCGCUUCGGGCUCGACGAGGGGAUGGCGCAGCUCGAGCGCGAGGCCGAGCUGGCGGGGGACUGCUACCUGGUGGUGCUGGACACGACUACUCCUUCCUGCACCGGGAGCCGGGGACGCCGGAUGCGCGGCAGUGCUGGGAGGCCCAGGUCGUGCUCAUGCAGCUGCGCAUGGGAUACGAGUCCCCCUCCGUCGUUCUGCAGGUGCAUCUCGAAUGGCCGGAGGGCUCGGCACUUGCCCGCGUGUCCCUCGCCACCCUCGCCGGCUCCGAGGUGCUCGGAAUACAUGUGGACCCUGACGCCCAGACGGUCGCGUGGCUUCAUGAACAGGCGGCGGCCGCCAUGUGCUGCUCUGGCCGGCAUCUGA